GUUGAGAUGAAGUUUGUUUCAGCUAAAUACACAACGCGCAUUUAUUCCUACUGCCCACUUGGACAAAAUGGCUUCUCUUACACCUGGGAUUCUCCAGAAACUCUUGCAAAAUGCAGGUAAUAAACACUUCAAGGUCGCCGGCGAACACCGCUCUGCUCUUCUCCAGGUUAUAAGUAUUGUACCUUGUCUAGAAGAUGAUCCAUGGAAGAGCAGGGGUUACUAUCUGAGGGUAUCAGAUUCACUUCAUGCAGCCUACGUAUCAGUAUCAGAUGAAGAUGUUGAGUUGAUACUGAGUGACAAGGUCCAGCUAGGCCAGUUCAUCCAUGUGGCUUGGCUCGAUUCGGGCUCCCCUGUUCCGGUGCUUCACGGCAUAAAACCGAUCCCCAAGAGACGGCCCUGUGUGGGAGAUCCACAGGAUUUGAUUUCCAGUGAUUGUCUGAAUCCUAAGAAAGUGGAAAUAAAGGUGAAAUCGAAGGAGAAGGUUAAGAAAGUUGUAGGAAUUAAUGGGCAUGGCAGUGUUGUGGUUGGAGGAGGUUUAGAGGGUAGAAGAUUGAGCUUGGAUUCGGCCCGAAAAGGAUGGGAUUCGAGCCCCAUUAGCAAGAAUGGUGCUAAACGUUUGUCGAUGUCUAAAUCAAGAGACAAGGAUUCACAAUCAGAUUCUGUUGUCAUGAAAAAGGCCGUCUCUGAGGAUUCACCAAAGAGUUCAAGAAUCUCACCUCUUACAAGCAAGAAUGUUAUGAUCUCACCAAAGCUUCUAACCAAGCCUAUCAAAAGUCUGAAAUUGUGCGAUGAUGAUGUUUUUCCUAUUAAUCUAAAUAAGGUGGCCCUAGGCUCGAAAAAGGGCCCCGAACAAAAAAUCUUGUGGGAUUCACUUUCUUCUACGAUUUGUCACCUGGGCCAGGGUGUUAGAAGCUACAGGCAUGUUAAGUUUGUCUCUGCAGUCCAUGCACUAGAAGAAGCAUCUGUGUACGAAAGUGUCAUCCAGUGCAUGAGCAUGUUUGCAGAACUAUUAGAGUUAAAAGAUUGUUCCAGUCCAUUAAUAGAACGGUUCUUGAGCGUUCACGAGAGCAUCAAGAAAGCGUCUACUGUAGUUUGUACCCUGAUAAACAUGAGAAGUCCCGACCCAAAUGACAGCAGCGAUUCUCUUUCUCAACGGUCAGAACCAAGGACUCGCCCCUCUCCUGCAAGCAAGAACGCAUCGCUAUGGGUUCAAGCUGCAGUAGAGACCAAUCUUUCCAAAUUCUCUUUGUACACUAAAGGAGACGAAAAGGGCACUCCAAAGAGCGAAACAUGUCAUUACAUUGUAAUAGACGAAAGUCCAGAGAAAACCAAGCACAGCCCAUUAAAGAAACCUUUCCCACAAGUGAAAGAACCGAUGUCUCAAUCAAGAAAACAUCUUUCCACCAGAAAAGGAACAAACGUCGGACAAGAAUCAUGGUUGCCGGGAUCAGGACUAAAACACACAGCUAGUUUAGUAGAAAAGUUGCUCUCGUCGUCACGUGCAUGGUUCUUGGACUAUAUGGAAGAUUCUUUAGAUAACGGCUUUGGUUUGGGACCGAGCAGGGACAAUAUGUGUCAGAUUGCUGUCCUUCUCGGGCAGCUUAAGAGGGUUAAUCAGUGGUUGGAUGGUGCCUUUGAGGAUGGAGGUCAGGCCGAUGAGAGGAUUGAGAGGUUGAAAAAGAAGCUAUACCUAUUUCUACUCGACCAUGUCGAUUCUGCAGUUUCUUGCAGGUAGAUUUAACCUAACAGAAUUAAUGCUGAAUCUUAGUUAGAAUUAAGGCAUGCACAACAUGUACAAAACAGAGGUUUUAAGUUCUGACAAUCAAUGACUUAAGAAAUGAGCAGAAACCGAGUCUUUA
Molecule: messenger RNA, 1859 nt
Organism: Sesamum indicum (sesame)
Lineage: Eukaryota; Viridiplantae; Streptophyta; Magnoliopsida; Lamiales; Pedaliaceae
Product: protein CORTICAL MICROTUBULE DISORDERING 7
Source: RefSeq, a predicted model, not a curated record